CCCAAAAGCGGGCCUGGUGCCGAGCAUUUUACGCCUGCAUUCGUACUCAGGCUCGUCAGCCUUUUGAAGUUGCCAACCAUAAACUCUCUUCAAUGACAUUCACAGUCUAAUAUCUACUGUAUCCAAACCUCACUCCUACUAUUGUCUCAACAACUGAAUUCUGGAGCUGCAACCCAUGAGAACGAACGAUGCAGUCUAGCGAUUCUAGGGUCGCUCAAGCCACAGUGUACCCUCCGCACUCCGAACGAGGGCGCCACACUUUCGACUUCUCCAAGUCAGCCCUGUCAUCCCACAAUGGCAAAUACAUUGAGCUUGACGACUUCACACCGCCAACGAGUCAAGUUCGCAAUGAUCGAGGACAUGUGACUUCUCCUAAAAAGAGCCGUCGCUCCAUUUAUAUUCCAAACACGUUAUGGACACGUUCCUUUGCUACCGCAGUGGUCCUAGAGACUCUGGCUACAGUUGGGAUCGAAAGUUGGGUAUUUAUUAGCAUGUUGAAUCAGCUUGACAAAAUUGAGAAGGGCAGUGCUACGACGCGCAUUCGGUCCUUCCUUGGUCUCUACAUUUUCGCGCUUCUCUACGAGCUUGCGCUCUCAUACGAUGCUUUACGACGCAAAAACACCUUCCAAGUAGCUGGUCUCUGCAUUUGCAACUUUGGCCUUUUUACUUAUGGUAUCUUGCAAAUGAAAGAAAUUAAGAAAACCGUCACGGAAGCGGUGGCAGACACCACGCGCAGCAACAGCAUUUUGGCGAUGUACCAGAUUGAAUUGAUCCUGGUCCCAGUGUUUCUGGGUCUCGGUACUGCGGUCAUGAUCUUUGUGACUUGGAAGCUUCGUGCAGAAUUCUCCUGGUCAAUCUACAAAGACAUCAGCGCAGAUUUGCGAAUGAAUCAGCGAUAUACAGUCUACCAGGUAAGUGACUCUGCUGGGGCGAACCGAUCUCCCAUGCUAAUUGCCCAGGUCUACAUCGCUCUCCUCAAAUUCGAUUGGUUUUUCAUUUUUGGCACACAGCUCCAGAUCCUCCUUUCUAUCCAAGAUCUUGGGAAUGAGGAAUUUUUGAUCAAUGCGGCCAUGGUUCCCGUUGCCAUAAUAGCCCUAUCUUUAUCGGCCCUUUUUUGUCGGCGAGAGAAAACUAAAUCGCUCCUCUUGAUGACGAUCUUAAUGAUUGCCACCUUGACGAGUAUCAUCAGAACCAUUAUCCAAAUGUACCGCUCGAAUGACAAUAGUGGUCUUAGCUCGUUCAAGACCUCCUUGACUUUAUUUGCUACUAUAGCAACGUUACUGAUCAUUUCAACGCUUGUCAACUCAAUUUGGUGUAUGAUGAACUUUAACAAAGGGUUGAAAGAUUACGUCAAACAACUUCGAGUCGGGAAGCCGAUCUCUAACACAUCAGAGCCUUGGAACCCAGAAGCAAACUCACGCUUUGUAUUGAACUGAAAAGAUUUUAUAUGAAUGAAUGUUAUCUGCAAAUGAAAUACUGUAUUUUGAGUGUUUCCGGGGGUGUAUGACCACCGCUGUCCAUUACUACCCCUGGAUAAUGAAAUAUCGGAUUGAUGAAG
Messenger RNA from Penicillium brasilianum, 1558 nucleotides. NCBI's taxonomy places the organism in Eukaryota, Fungi, Ascomycota, Eurotiomycetes, Eurotiales, Aspergillaceae. The record is from the annotation of a GenBank genome assembly.